AUGGGCUGGCCCGGCCCUCUUCAAGUCACCGCACACCUUCUGCAGGGUGUCUCUCGCUUCUUUAGCAGCCAACCAUCCGAUCGCCCAGGUGCUCCUUUCUGUACCAUCCCCAAACUACGAACUCUAAUCCCGACUCUCGAGACGGAUAUCCGCGACCUCAACCGUCGAUUGCUCGAUACACAACUCAAUGGCAAUGAACAAGAGGCGAAGAAGUUGGCGAGUCAGUCGAAGAACAGAGCCUCCCAAAUGAAAGCAGCCCGGCAACGAUUGUCCCUGAAGGACGCUCGAUACAGAGACUGGAUCAAGCGGAAGAGUCGUAAGGAUGCCAGAGACCGACAAGCUCCGAAUGGCGCCGCUAAGAAGCAAGACUCGAGACAGGCUAGGAAGGCGGCCAAGAAGACUCGCGACCGACUCACCAUCCUUCACUCUCAGCGAUUACGAGUAUUGGCUGGACCGUCGUUGGCUCACAAGGAAGAACACGGCAUCCAAGCGGCCAAUCACAUCCUGGAAGCCCACCCCAUGGAUCCUGUAUCUCCCAGAAUCGCCGCUUACAGUGGCCCCCCUUCCAGCGACAGUUCCCCCAGCUUGCGAAAGCGAAAUGUGCAAGACAUGGACGAGGACUUGUGGGCACGAUACCAAUUGAGACACCAACGUCCAAGACGAUUCGGAACUCCCAUCUUUGGAAGUCUCCAGCGAUCUGCGACUUCUGCUGUAGGUGGCGCGCCCAGGAAGUUGGCUUCUGACCUCGCCAACCAAAAGAUGCUCAUCACUACACCCUCUCCUCCCCCUGGACCCCCAUUUGGCAGUGGCGCGUCACGAAGUGGUAGUGGUGAGCCAGCUGUGAAGGUUGAAGACCUAGAGGCGAGAUUCUAG
Anthostomella pinea is the source of this 873-nucleotide messenger RNA. The record is from the annotation of a GenBank genome assembly. NCBI's taxonomy places the organism in Eukaryota, Fungi, Ascomycota, Sordariomycetes, Xylariales, Xylariaceae.